Molecule: messenger RNA, 2325 nt
Organism: Pteropus alecto (black flying fox)
Lineage: Eukaryota; Metazoa; Chordata; Mammalia; Chiroptera; Pteropodidae
Gene: PAQR7
Product: progestin and adipoQ receptor family member 7
Exons: 4
Coding region: 1176-2222 (348 amino acids)
Biological process (GO): response to steroid hormone
Cellular component (GO): plasma membrane
Molecular function (GO): nuclear steroid receptor activity; steroid binding
Source: RefSeq, a predicted model, not a curated record
UCUUCUUAGGUGGUCUCCCAUCCAAGUACAACCCAGGCCUGACCCUGCUUAGCUUCUGAGAUCAGAUUUGUCUUGUUUAGGGUAGCAUGGCUGUAGACAAGGACAUUUUCUUUAAACAUAUUGGGCUGGAUUGAGAAACUAGUUUGCAUUGAGGGAGGUGACCCAGUUGCUGCAAGAUCGGGAGGCCAGCCAGGGAUGAAAACUUUGAAUAAUCUGUGACCACACACUGGGUACCAGGGAGUUGACCACAGUGGACGAAGGGCAAGAGCAUUGGUUUUGGAGUCAGACAGACAUACUGUGCUCUGCCAGCCUGCCUCUGGAGCUGUGACACCAGCUUAGAUCCAGGUUCAAAAGGUUGCUGCAAGGGAGAGAUAAAAUGUGUGUGGAAGUUCUUCAUAAACAGCAAGCAGCUGUAAAUUAUUAAUGUUAGUGUCUGGUCUUAUUAAUAUUUCAGGCUCUGCCAUCCUGUGUUGUCCUUGUUAAGACCCCUCAAGAGAGUUUAUCUCUUGAUAGCCCCAGUGUCGAAACAGGUUUGGCCUUCGUAUUUUUAUUUAAUGAUGUUAAACCUUGCUUUCCGUGGCAAGAUAGUGUUAUAGCGCGAAUGAUUCUGAGACCCACGGAGCCAAUUGAGAUUAAUUAUGAGCCUUUAUUAGCCGGCCGGCACUGACUCUCUACCACGCAGGGUUAGAGGAGAUCAGCCCCGGGGUUUGAGAGUGAGGCAGUUAUAAAGCUUAGAACAAGCAAGCAGGUUACAGAAGCAGAAGUUGGCCAUUAGCACAAUACCUCACCUAGUACCACAUCCUGGUUAACAAGACAUUUGGAGAAACAGGGCCAAGAGGUGAACAGAUUUGUCCCAGGUCUCAUGGACUGAAUGGCUAAGCCAGGACUAGAACUCAACAAAAAUAGCGGAGCCAAGUCUGUACUAGAGCUAGCUCCCAGCAUCCAUGUUUGUUUUGCUUUUGCAAGAGUCCUUGAGGUAGCUAUUACUAUCUUCUGAUUAUAAAUGAGAAAACAGGCUCUGAGAGAUUAAAGGACUUCAGCAAAGUCACACAGCAGAGGGUGCAGAAGCCAGUCGAGCUUGCCUGACAUCCAUCAACCAGGUCCUGGACACCUGGUCUCAGCCCAGCUUUGCCUGCCUUGCUGUGUGGUCUUGGUUCCCUGCCCGGCCCACAGCAAUGGCCAUGCUAGGGGUCCAGAAGCUCAGUCACCUUCUGCCCAGUUUGCGACAGGCUGACCAAAAGCCUCAGCCGUCUGUGCAGCCAGAGCCUGUCUUCACGGUAGACCGAGCCAAGGUGCCACCCCUCUUCUGGAAGCCGUACAUCUAUGUGGGCUACCGGCCGCUGCAUCAGACCUGGUGCUUCUACUUCCGCACACUGUUCCAGCAGCACAAUGAGGCAGUGAACGUUUGGACCCACCUGCUGGCAGCCCUGGUGCUGCUGCUGCGGCUGGCCAUCUUUAUGGGGACCGUGGACUUCUGGGGAGACCCCCACGCCCUGCCCCUCUUCAUCAUUGUCUUCUCCUCCUUCACCUACCUUUCCUUCAGUGCCUUGGCUCACCUCCUCCAGGCCAAGUCGGAGUUCUGGCAUUACAGCUUCUUCUUCCUGGACUAUGUAGGUGUGGCUGUGUACCAAUUUGGCAGUGCCCUGGUACACUUCUACUAUGCCAUUGAGCCUGCCUGGCAUGCCCAGGUGCAGGCCAUUUUCUUGCCCAUGGCUGCCUUUCUCGCUUGGCUUUCCUGCACUGGCUCCUGCUACAGCAAGUAUAUCCAGAACCCUGGCUUCCUAGGCCGCACUUGCCAAGAGAUGCCCUCAGCACUGGCCUAUGCACUGGACAUCAGCCCAGUGGUGCACCGCAUCCUGGUGUCCCCCAACUCUGCCACGGAUGACCCUGCUCUUCUUUACCACAAAUGCCAGGUGGUCUUCUUCCUUUUGGCUGCCGCUUUCUUCUCGGCCUUCAUGCCUGAGCGCUGGUUCCCUGGCAGCUGCCACGUCUUUGGACAGGGCCACCAGCUCUUCCAUGUCUUCUUGGUGCUGUGCACGCUGGCUCAGCUGGAGGCUGUGGCACUGGACUAUGAGGCCCGGCGGUCCAUCUAUGAGCCACUGCACACCCGCUGGCCCCACAACUUCUCUGGCCUCUUCCUGCUCACUGUGGGCAGCAGUGUUCUUACCGCAUUCCUCCUGAGCCAGCUGGUAUGGCGCAAACUCAAUCAGAAGACCCAGUGAAGGAACGUGGCAGCUGGUAGGGAGGGAGGUAGAGUGGGAGCCCAGGGGUCCGGGCUUGGCUCCAGAUGGGAACAAGGCCUGGUAAAGUUGUUUGUGUGUGGCC